Messenger RNA from Syngnathoides biaculeatus (alligator pipefish), 2668 nucleotides. Its product is annotated as beta-1,3-galactosyltransferase 2. The coding region runs from base 328 to 1500 and encodes 390 amino acids. The transcript has a single exon. Gene Ontology annotation, cellular component: membrane. Gene Ontology annotation, molecular function: N-acetyl-beta-D-glucosaminide beta-(1,3)-galactosyltransferase activity. Lineage: Eukaryota; Metazoa; Chordata; Actinopteri; Syngnathiformes; Syngnathidae. The record is from RefSeq and is a predicted model, not a curated record.
AAAAAAAAACAAUUUAAAUAUGAUAUUAAGGUUCAAGAAUUAGGCACUGAACAUUGAACUUGCAAGUCAAUAAAAGAACGACAAAAAAUGGCUGAUUCUGCACCAAUUCUUGUCCCAUGUCCUGAUAACAUUUUGUUGCAAUGUUUUGAACGUGAGGCUUGAAUGUAUCUCAUUCUCUCCCUUGUCUCCUAGGUUACCGCUGGAUCUGCACCAUUAAAACCCACUCUGAACCUGCAACUGCAAAGUCGGAGGACAAAAGGCGACAGUCCUUUGACUUUCUCAAGAGAAAAUAAUUACAUAACUUUCAACAGUGUUUGAGACAGAACCAUGCAGUGGAGAAGGCGCCUCUGUUGUACACGGUUAGGAAAACUCGGCUUUUUCCUCCUACUGAUGGCGCUGCUGAUCUCUCUGAUUCUUCACAUUUGGCAAAAUAUCACAGCAGGCAAUUCGGGGCUGUCAAAAGUUGAAGGACUUCAUGUGGAGAAAUCAAUAGAGAACACAAGCAUUUCUAUCUGGAUCCCCGUCAAAGGCAAAGAAAACAUUUCCCAUGGGAAGCUAAACAUCUCUACCCAGAGAGGUGCAGCUGUGGAGCAAUCCAAGUCAGCCAAGGUCAACCAAAGUGAGGAGGGAGGCAUUCAUCGCACGUUGCUCAAUGGCCUUUUCCCUUAUAUCAUCAAUGAACCAGACAAAUGCCAAGAGAGUCAGGCGGCACCAUUUCUGGUGUUCAUAAUAACCACGGAAGCUUUGCAGGUGGAUGCCAGGGAUGCGAUCAGGCAGACCUGGGCGAACGAGACUUUGAUCCGAGAUGUGGGAGUCGUGCGCCUCUUUCUGCUAGGAAAAUGUGAGGGGGAAGAGGGUAGUCGUCAGCAAAGGAUACUCCAGAAAGAGAGUCUAAAAUAUCAUGACAUAAUACAGCAGGACUUCCUGGAUUCAUACAAAAACCUGACGCUGAAGACCUUGAUGGGUCUGCACUGGGUAGCACGGUAUUGCUCCAGGGCCAGCUAUGUCAUGAAGACUGACAGUGACAUGUUUGUCAACACGGAGAACCUUAUCCAGGGGCUGCUCAGGCCAGAACUGAAGCCCAAGAGGAACUACUUUACAGGAAGACUUAUUAGUAACGACUUGCCCAUCCGAGAUAAAAAGAGCAAGUUCUACGUUUCCAAAAAAGAAUACCCAGAAGGGAAAUAUCCCAUCUUCUGCUCUGGGACCGGUUACGUGCUCUCCGGAGACUUGCCGCUCAAAAUUUACACAACAUCUCUGAGUAUGCGUCAACUGCAUCUGGAGGAUGUGCAUGUGGCAUUGUGCCUGGCCAAGCUUGGACUGAAGCCCAUCGUGCCACCUCACGAAUUUCUGUUCAACCACUGGCGGGUGCCCCUCGCAGGAUGCCGGUACAACCGUCUGAUCACGUCGCAUGGCUUUCAGCCCAAGGAAAUCAUUCAACACUGGAGGAUCCAGCAGAGCAACAAGGAAAAAUGUACAACCAUUUUUUGGGGAAACUGAUGAGACAAAAUCCAUAUCAUAAUACUUUUUUUAACUUUCAUUUGGAAACAUGAAAAAAGCUCAUUGUGUAACCAUACACAAGGCAUCUGUACCUAAAAUAAGGGAAGACAAGCGGGAAAUACUUGCCUAUAAUUCGGUUGUCAUUGUUACAGAAAUGAACAUUCAAUGUGAUGCAAAAGAUGAAAAGUACUUCCAGCAAGAUGUAAAAUAUAUACAGUAAUAUAAAGUCUGACUGUGACAGUUUCUCACUUAAAAAAGAUGGAAUAGUCUGGCAAGCAAACACAUGGUUCUUGGGAAUCAAAUACUGGGAACGAGUUCUCACAAGGAGGUUCUCAAUUCUUAGCCUGAAUCAGAGAUGAUGCACGUGCUCAUUUAAGUCCCUCACAACGCUGACAUCCCUGCAACACAGCUUGUGAUAGGAACUCACACAGGAGCCAAGAUUUGUAAAGGUUUAGAAAUCUGCGCAAUAGCCAAGUGUCGAGAUGGGGCUCACUAGUAGAUGUCAAACUGAAAUUCUUGGUUCCAAAGUUGUGAUUUGGUGAUCAUUCAAGUUACAUGUUCAAAGAUGUGUUUUGCCUCAAAGAAAAUUCAAGUGAAGUUUAUUUUCUGGGAUUCGUGCAGAUUCAGCGCUUCUUAUUAUGAACAUAAUGCAAAUGAAUCAAGUGUACAGUCAGGCACAUUUUCAGAAAGGUCACAGCCACUGGCCAAACUUCAUUUUGAUACUUUUUUGCAGUUCUUAUUGACUCCAAUGAUGCCAGUGUGCUACAUCUGGAAAGGUUUGUUGCUAAAUGCCCGGCUGUAAUGAAUUUUUAGAUGAAUCAGUCACCAAUACAGCGCUACAGUUUUUUUUUUUUAGCCUGUAUCCUGCCAUUUAAACGUGUUGGUUUUCUGCCACAAAUCAUGGUGGUUGACUGACAUAUGAAGGAAUUGAUUUAUUUAAGGUUUGCGCGUGAAAAACACGACGUGAGAGGAAAUUGCAAAGUCAGGCCGCAGUCCUUCGAAUAAAGUUGCCUUCCCUUACGAAUAAAAACACGAAAACUACUCGCUGCUUGUUGAACUCCCCAUGACCAGAGGUGAAAAAAAAUAAUGUACUUAUUUAGUAUGUUAUUUUCUCACUGUUUUUGGUGUUCUGAAGAUUUUGCAAGAAGUUAGAUGUGAAGAUGUUUGU